GCUGCCGCUGUUGCUACCAUGGACUGCUGCUGGUGAUGUGGAGGAGGUAACGGUGUCCACUUCAUCAGCACCGAAGACGACAUGGCAUGAUACUUGUUUUUUUAAAGUCUUUUUGGCGUUUUAAGUUCGUCGGUCUUCAAUUCAAGACGUGAUAUACAUUGAGUUUACUCAGAAAAGACAAAAAAUAAAAGGAAAGGUAGCGACGGACUACAACGGCUAGCAGCUAACAUUAGCUAGUUGCGUCCUGUCCUGUUGGGCUGUGGAGGAACACGACUCGGCUUCAUAAAAGAGUCGGUGUUCUGCACUUCACACAACGAUGCGUGAAGCGUAUACGUAUCUGGCUGUUGUCUGAAGGUCUGAGCUUGUCCAGAACUUGCAUCCAAGUCUUAAAGGUCUAACGUCGACUCAAGAUGAUGAGCUAAAUUGAUGUUUGGAUUCAAAGCAGCGCAUAUCGAACAACUGCAGAGAUGAGUCAACUGUGGCAGCGAGACAUACCACUGUCACAGAGGUUCGGGAAUGACUCUCCAGUUGGCAUUGCCCCGGGCUCUCCAGCCACUGUGGCCCCAAAAGGUUCCAACUCCUCCUUGGUACCAGCAACCCCACUGGUCACAACAGAGGACCCAUUUUUCCUCAUGACCUCCACUGCCCAAACCAUAUCAGGGGUUUUUGUUUGGACUGCUCUGCUAAUCACAUGUCACCAGAUUUACAUGCACCUUCGUUACUACAGCUCUCCCAAUGAACAAAGGCACAUCGUGAGGAUCCUCUUCAUCGUCCCCAUCUAUGCCUUUGAUUCUUGGCUCAGCCUUCUGUUCUUCACCAAUGAGGAGUAUUAUGUGUACUUUGACACUGUCAGAGACUGCUAUGAAGCCUUUGUCAUCUACAACUUCCUGAGUCUGUGUUAUGAGUAUCUGGGAGGAGAGAGCGCCAUCAUGGCUGAGAUCAGAGGGAAACCUAUUGAGUCAAGUUGCAUGUAUGGGACCUGUUGCCUGUGGGGAAAGACCUACUCCAUUGGUUUCCUCAGGUUCUGCAAACAGGCAACUCUCCAGUUCUGUGUGGUGAAACCCUUGAUGGCAGUGAUCACUGUCAUUCUUCAGGCCUUUGGAAAAUACAGGGAUGGAGACUUCAAUGUGGCUAGUGGCUACCUGUACGCGACCAUUAUCUACAACAUCUCCGUCAGUCUGUCGCUCUACGCACUCUUCCUCUUCUACUUUGCCACACGUGAACUGCUUGUCCCAUACAGCCCCGUGCUGAAGUUCUUCAUGGUGAAGUCGGUCAUCUUUCUCUCUUUUUGGCAAGGAAUGCUGCUGGCCAUCCUGGAGAAGUGCGGAGCCAUCCCCAAGAUCAAGUCUGCUGACUUCUCGGUGGGCGAGGGAACAGUCGCUGCUGGUUACCAAAACUUCAUCAUCUGCAUUGAGAUGUUCUUUGCUGCUGUUGCUUUGCGCCACGCCUUUACCUACAAAGUCUACAUGGAUAAAAGACUGGACUCAUAUGGCUCAUUUCCUAUCUAUGGACAGUACGGUCGCUGUGCUCCAAUGAAGAGCAUCUCCAGCAGCCUUAAGGAGACCAUGAAUCCAGGGGACAUGGUCCAGGAUGCCAUUCACAACUUCUCCCCGGCUUAUCAGCAGUACACCCAGCAGUCCACACUGGAGCGAAGCGGGGGGCCACCCCUGUCCCGCAGCCAUAGUAACCUCAGCACCCGUGGAGAUACUGAAAAAACCCUGCUGCUCAGCUCAGACGAUGAGUUCUGAGACUCACACAUACACACACUAAGGGUCACUUUACCCCCAGAGUCCAUGUUGAGUGUUAGGAGGUCUGUAUUUGAAUCAGAUUUCUUGUUCCAACCUGGACAUGGAAGAUCAGAUUCAGGUUUUUGUUUCUUUUUUUAUAUAUAUUUACUAAGAAAAGAAAUAUCAGAUUUAUGUCAGCCUUAGGACACUGUGGUUAGAAGGGAGAUAAGGUGUUUGACAGCAAAUAAGAAUAAAUAAGGUAAAAAAAACAAACAGGAAACAUGUCAUUAAAAAUAAAGUGUGUGUGUUGGGGGUUGGCAGUAUUUGUGUUAACACCAUACAGGCCAUUACUGACGAAAAGUCUUCUUUCAUGCACUGAAUAUGAAUCAGUAAAAAUAACCAUGCCUGCACAGAGCAUCUUUAUACUACACCUUAGACUCUGUGGCAAAGAAAACAUGUAGAUAUAAGGUGUGUGCAAGAGAAAAUAAGUGCCAUCCUCAUCAGAAACACAUGGCCUCUUCUUUACUUAAGUUUUUAUAUUGCAUAUGCCUCAUUAUUCAUCUGCUAUCUCUGCCCUUGACUGAAACAUUGCCAAAUAGAGGGAGCAGUAACCUGCACUUCAGUUAGUGAGACACACUGUCUUAAAAUGUAGAAGUUAAUUACAGAAAAGUAAGGAGUGUUUGAAUUGCAGUGCUUGAUUUUAAUAUAUAAUAAUUGAAUUCACUUUUCUUUAAAUGUUGUACGACCUUGAAGGUGUAACUCGUUUAGUGGGGUGGAAAUUGUUAUUACAGAAAUGUUAUAAAUAUAUUACAAUGUUUUGAUUUUCUUGUGGAUUCAUAUGUGCAAGUGAGUCAAAGUGUAUUGGUAUGACUGCUGUUGUUGGCCCGACUUUGGGGCCUUGCAUGAUGUUAUUGUUUGUGGAGCACAGAGAGAACAGCUGUGGGAUAGAGAUUGUAGCGUGGGCUUUGGGACUGACGGAAGGACAACACCCACAAAGAUUACAGAUUGCUGGAGAAGCAACACUUCCUGCAGAGCUGGCCCAGCUGUGAUGUGCUGUGGAUUAUAUUCCCUAAUUGAGGACAAUUCCAGGCAGCACAGAUCAGGCCUGCAUCUGUUGGCAUUGCUCAUAAUGACAUCAAUGUUAUAGAAAUGAGUGAGGACAUGGGUCACUACAGAAAGAUCGGGACACUACGUACAAAUAAGGACAAGCAUUACAUUUGAAAGUACUCACAUUUUUAAUAGGCAUACUGUAUAUGGGCAUUAAAAUUAAAUGACAUAAUGUUCAGGCACAGGUAGAAAAUAUAUAUAUGUUAAGGGAACACACUGUCGUUCAUACUGUUCAACUGAAGUUUAAUUUGUUCUUACAGCCUUAAAAUUGUUUGUGGUUGUGAUCGAAUCUAUUUGCUGGUGGAGCACAGCGUUGCAAAAGCUGAUGUAAGUUCUAACGCUGUCUCUAAAUGUGUUAACUGUUUUUGUUGUUGAAAGCGGAAUCCAAACAGAUUGAUUUAAGUUUAUUGACCUCAGGUAAAUGUACAGUACAGUACAGUACAGUCCUCCUGAGUCAUGAAUGUGGUCAUGAAAAUGUUUCCCUUACUAACACCUACACUGAAAUCACACAUUCACUUGUGUAUCCAUCUUUCUGAUGUGCAUGCAGUCAUUCCGUUAAAGGCAAUGGUUGGGUGAAUUCUAUUAAUUUAUUAUGAACUUAAUGUUAUUGAAAAAGUGAUAUUCACUGCAUAAUGCUGUUACCUAGGGGCAAAGUAUGUCAAACUCAAAACACAACGAGAUGGUAGUUUUGAUACUAUGUGAGUUUAAAGCUGGAUGUACAAUACUGAGUAUAUUGAUACAGGAUUUUUAUUCCAGAAAAGAAAGUUUUAAAUAUGGUUUAACUGAGCACUGAGAAAAACAUACAUGAUGAUGACUGAAAUGGCAUUGCCUGGUAUAGUGCUUUGUUUUAAUAAUUUUGUGUUUUAAUACUUUAAUUUUCAUAUAUUCUUAACUUUUAUUUCUUUUGUAUACUUUUUGCUUUGUAUAUUGGUAAAGUUUUGGUAAUGCUAUUUGGUUUCUGUUGGUGUUGAAAAAGAAAUAAAGACAAAUGGAAACAA
This is a messenger RNA of Solea senegalensis (Senegalese sole), 3832 nucleotides long. RefSeq names its product transmembrane protein 184B-like. The transcript has 10 exons. Gene Ontology annotation, molecular function: transporter activity. Bases 468 to 1748 code for a protein of 426 amino acids. Gene Ontology annotation, biological process: transport. Lineage: Eukaryota; Metazoa; Chordata; Actinopteri; Pleuronectiformes; Soleidae. The record is from RefSeq and is a predicted model, not a curated record.